Messenger RNA from Myxocyprinus asiaticus (Chinese sucker), 6012 nucleotides. It is a transcript of the gene sipa1l3, whose product is annotated as signal-induced proliferation-associated 1 like 3. Gene Ontology annotation, molecular function: protein binding; GTPase activator activity. The coding region runs from base 460 to 5625 and encodes 1721 amino acids. Gene Ontology annotation, cellular component: plasma membrane; Golgi apparatus; cytoplasm. The transcript has 21 exons. Lineage: Eukaryota; Metazoa; Chordata; Actinopteri; Cypriniformes; Catostomidae. Gene Ontology annotation, biological process: epithelial cell morphogenesis; activation of GTPase activity; regulation of small GTPase mediated signal transduction. The record is from RefSeq and is a predicted model, not a curated record.
GUGUGUGUGUGUGCGCGCGCGCGAGUAGCAGCCGUACGUCGUGGUUUCGGUUGGCUGGGAGGAAGAGGAAUAACCAAUGUGGGAGCCAAGAAGAAUUCCUCGUUGGUGAACGCCGCUCGGGCGAGAAGCGACCAAAUAUCCACAGUAUUUUGGAAACCUAUUUACGGACUACACAUGUCUCCUAAGGGAAUUUAAGUUUUCCCCUCACGCGUUCCCUGACGGGAUAAGAUCUGUCAUUCAAGUGGCCUUUUAGCUUUACUUUGUGAUUGGCCCAGAGGAUUAGGGAGGGUGUGUCUUUUCCUACCAAAGAAAUGAGUGUGGGAGAAAGAGGACGCAACAGCAGUCUGGAGCUUUUCCAUCCUUCUUCCCUUUCACUAAACACCAUCAGUCUCGGUCCAGGAUGCUCUCUCGCACACGACCCCUGCCUUACUUUUUGGCCCUGAGACUACACUGGGCUCCAUGAACAUCUAUAAAGACACAGGGGUGUGUACCACCUCUCUCUCCCAACCUCUUCCCCCUCCCCACCUUCGUCUUCCCCUCCAUAAUGGCCAGUCUUCCCUGGGCGAUCCAGCCCCGCCCCGUGUCUCCGUGCCCAAAAUGGGGGUGCGAGCUCGGAUUGCUGAGUGGCCCCCUCGUAGGGCACUUUCACGGGAGUCAUUGCUUGAGAAUGGCCAGGGCAGUCAACAAAAUGACCUCAGCAGUGAGGAUGGGCUUGCACGUGGGGAUGUGACCAGGUUUCCACAGCAAAGUGCCAGAGACGAUGACUUCCUUGAAUCAGGAGGUCUGAUAGGGGCUCCAGGAACACCCCCACGGUUUCUGACACUGGGUAUCGCUCCAUUACGACAGCGCUCCAACAGCGAGAUUACAUUAAGUGAGCAAGAUGAAACAGAGGUUGAAGGUCGGUUAUUCCGGGAAUAUGGCAGUACCUCUUCCAUCAAUGUACAGGCUGUGUCUGAGCAAAGCUUCUUUGACAUGCUCAGUCAGUUUCAACAGGAGAGACCAGACCAGCGCAGUACAGCCCCUGCCAAGCUUGUAGAGCUUCUCGGUGCUCCGGCUUCUUUAGAUGGACCAGCUUCACACGCCUCCACAUCAACUCCCUGCCCCGAAGAUCACCCUGAGAACCGUGUACGCAAAAAGAGCGGUGGCACUGAGUCUUCUCUUGGUAGCACCUCCUUAUUCCGCAAACUCCGCAGCUCCAGCCGAGGUGAAACGGAGACUCCACGAGGUGACACAGAUGACAUACGACUCCCCGAGACAUUGUCUUUCAAACAUUGGCUUUGUGUGCGUAGUUUUGCCCACUUUGAUGCUCAAAGUGUUCUUUUUGACUUGCACGAGGCAGCAGCUCGCCGUAGCUACGCUGCCCAGCGGCGAAACACAGCCACCGGAGCCUCAGCUGCAUCUUCAACUGCUGUUUCUUUGGCAGUUUCCAGAGCUAUUGCUCUGGGGGGAGUAGAGCCCACUUUUUCCAGCACUGAUGACCUCAGUGUCAGGGACUUAUCGGAAGGAUCAACCCCAAGCCUGGAACACUCAGAGCAGGGCACUUCAGCCAACGGUAAACCCAGUUCUCAGCACCAGCUGUUGCUGAGCUGCCCGCACUUCCUCAAUGAGACUGGAAGUUAUGGGGAGCGUAAUGUCAGUUUCCUGAGCUCGUGGGCAGAGCGGGGAGAAACUGCAGUUGUGGAGGCCCGGUUGCAUCCAUGCUGCAGUAAUGCUAGUGUCUCCAAACUGGAGGCCCCACCAGAAGUUCAGGCCACCAGGUUAGAGAGACUGCAACAGCACUGCAUCGAGCAUGUUGACCUGGGUGCUAGAUACUACCACGAGCACUUCUUUGGGAAAGAACACUGGAACUACUUUGGUACAGAUGAGAAACUGGGGCCCGUGGCUCUGAGCAUUCGCAGAGAGAAACUGGAUGAUACCAAAGAUUUAAAGGACCAGUACCAGUACCGGAUCAUCUUUCGCACCAGUGAGCUGGUCACGUUGCGGGGAUCGAUCCUGGAGGAUGCGGUUCUGUCUACAGCAAAGCAUGGAACGGUUCGUGGCCUGCCUCUCAAGGAAGUUCUGGAGUAUGUGCUGCCAGAGCUCAGCGUGUCCUGCUUGCGGCUGGCUCUCAGCACGCCAAAAGUCACAGAGCAGCUUCUCAAACUGGACGAGCAGGGGCUCAGUCAUAAACACAAAGUGGGCAUCCUACUGUGUCGGGAGGGACAGAGCACAGAGGAGGAGAUGUACAACAACGAAGAGGCUACGCCAGCUUUCACUGCCUUCCUGGAGCUGCUGGGAGAAACUGUGUGUCUGAGGGGUUUCGACAAAUAUGCUGCCCAGCUAGAUACCAAAACGGACUCAACUGGAACACACUCCCUGUAUACCACCUACCAGGACUACGAGAUCAUGUUUCAUGUGUCCACCAUGCUUCCAUACAUGCCCAAUAAUCCUCAACAGCUCCUGAGGAAGAGGCAUAUAGGAAAUGAUAUAGUCACUAUUAUAUUCCAGGAGCCAGGAGCUCAUCCAUUCACUCCACAGAAUAUUCGCUCUCACUUCCAGCACGUGUUUGUCAUUGUCCGUGUGCACAACCCUUGCUCUGACAACACAUGCUACAGUGUGGCAGUGACGCGCAUGAAGGACGUCCCCCCAUUUGGCCCACCUCUCCCUUCAAAUGACAUGUUCUGUGACACCACUGCCUUCCGCACCUUCCUGCUAGCCAAGGUCAUCAACGCUGAGAAUGCUGCACACAAAUCUGAGAAGUUUCAUGCCAUGGCAACCCGCACACGCCAAGGAUACUUGCGCGACCUGGCAGAGAACUGUGUUUCUACUACACCACUGGACACCUCAGGCAAGCUGAACAAUCUCAUCUCCUUGGCCUCCAAACGCAAGGAACGCGUACGAGCACGGGAGGGGUCUGAGAUAGGUGCUGCAGGGGCACUUGUUUGGCGCGUACUUGCUCAGGACUUCAGUGGCGGAGGUGCCGAGCUGCCUUGUGCACUGGCCAUCUCAAAUGAGUAUGUAGUACUGGCAGACUGCUCCACCAAAGAGGUGGUUUUUAACUGUUUCUGUGCCGAUGUGAUUGGCUGGACGGCAGAGAGGCUUGUGUUGAAGAUUUUCUAUGGCAGAGGAGACCACGUGGCCUUGCGGGUGCCUGAGUGCAGUGCCCAAGAUAUCAGAGAGGUGGUGCAAAGACUUAAGUUAUUGACAAUAGGUUGUGAAACGGUUGAUAUGACGUUGCGACGUAAUGGGUUAGGCCAGCUUGGUUUCCAUGUGCGUCUGGAUGGAACGGUGUCUGAGGUGGAGGAAUACGGUUUCGCCUGGCAGGCGGGACUCCGGCAGGGCAGCCGAUUGGUAGAGAUCUGCAAGGUUGCUGCGGUCACACUCUCCCAUGAGCAGAUGAUUGACCUUCUGCGGACGUCCGUCACCGUAAAAGUGGUCAUCAUUCCACCUUACGAAAAGGGAGGGGCACGCAGGGGCUGCACGGAGGAGUACAGGAUGAAAAUGAUGGAGCAGAAGGGAGAAGCAGAGCCAGUGGUUGCAGGGUAUUGCAGUGGACAGCGAACCCCAGUAUGGCGCUGGGACAGCCCCCCUGGUACACACAGCUCCGCCCAGCGUUGGACCCCCAGCGGACCCCCACCGGCAGUCCCCAGCCGCACACAAAAAGCUCUGGUCCCCAUCCCUUACAGAGAGCCUCAACACAUCUCUGCUAAAAGACCUGUCAGUUACCCAGAGAACCAUUACAGUGCGUCGCCAGUUGGCGGGGACAGAGUGUUGGCGUACAGAAACCCUUCGGCUAGUUUCUCCAGUCCAAGCUCUGGGUUCAGCUCCACUGCACUGGGGGUGCCGGGACUCAGCGGACAAUUUGUACGCUAUAAACCCUCUCCAGAAAGGUUUGGAUCAGUCCAGCGUUCUCUUCAGCCUUUUGACCCUCAUGUUACUGUUGAUGUUUCAAGUGGAGAAUCAUCAUCUGGCUUCACUAGCCAAGAGAGCACAAUGGAGCGCAACAAGUCGGAGCCCAUGUGGCAUGUGCCUGCCUCAUCGCGAGGUGUGUCAGUGGGCUCCGCUCAGAGAAGACAGGCCCGGCAGGACGUACCAGGAAAGGACUCUCCAAACCGCCACUCAAAGGGUGAGGCACACUACUCCAGUCACUCUAGCAGUAACACGCUCUCCAGCAAUGCUUCCAGCAAUCACAGUGAUGAGCGCUGGUUUGACGGGGUGGGAGGUGGGGUUUCCGGUGCCCUGAAUGACCCCUCAGAUCCUGACCCUGACCCCAUGGGUAAAGGAGGGUCUAGUGACAGUGGCAUUGAUGCGUCUCUCUACAUGCCCAGCCCCAACACUAAAGGACCCAAGCCCAGCCAUAGUCAUGCAGGAACUCCCCAUAAACCCCUACACAACUCUGCUACAUACAGUGGCCUGCAGGAGCUGUCAGGUACAGGAGGGAGGGCCACAGUGGAGGGUCUUCGCAGAGAGUCGUCACCCGUCAUUCCUGUCUCAGCCAGUCAGAACAAGAACUAUCGCACACGCACGUUCCCCCCUCCGGGAUCGGCCAAUGCAGACAACUUCAAACCAAGGGCCUGCUAUACCCCUCAAGGGUAUAAGACCCCUGCUGUGGCUGAUAAACCCCGGCCUUUCAGAACUUCAACAGUCACACCCACAUCAGGCUCCACCCAGCUGUCAAGCUCUGCCCCCAAGUCAUUUAGUAAAAGCAAGCAUAGUGCAUGGCAACUGGAGGAAAGCAGCAAUGCAUCAAGCAACACCACCAACACUGAAAGCAUCAGCAGCAAGCAGGUGGAUAUGAACAGUAAGAACGUGUUUGGACAGCCCCGAUUACGAGCCUCUCUGAGGGACUUGCGCUCUCCACGCAAAUCUCACAAGAGCACCAUUGAGGACGACUUAAAAAAGCUCAUCAUCAUGGACAACCCUGUAGAGACAUCAUCACGGGAAGCGUCUCCUCAUCGGACCCUGCAACGCACUUUCUCAGAUGAGAGUCUGUGUAGUGGACGGAGAGAUGCUAGUUAUGCAAGCACGCCUCACUUUGAAGGACAGGUCCCGCCAAGUGAUCUUCUCUUCACCUGCACGCUGCCUACACGUCGCCAUGGCCAAAACAACAACCACGGAGCCCUCAUGCCCAGUAAAAAAGUACCGUUAUCUGCAUCAGAGUUGUCUCUAACUGAGGUGAGGGAUAAGGUGCCUCCUCUCAGAAGACUGGACCCUGGACUCAUGCCCCUCCCUGACACUGCUUGUGGCCUGGAGUGGUCCAGCCUUGUCAAUGCAGCCAAAGCUUAUGAAGUUCAAAGAGCUGUUUCUUUAUUCUCAUUGUCUGAGUCUCAUGCGGUUGGCAAUGAGUUGAGGCCCGUCAUCAGCCCGGUGCAUUUCCACACGCCACAGACUCCCCGGACCACCCCUACUUUCAGCAGUGAAGAGCCUCCUAAUGACCUGUCAGGGCGUCUGUAUCAUCUGGAAGUUAUGCUGAAACAGCUAAACAAUGAUCUGGAAAAAGAGAAACAGGACAAGGCAGCACUAUUAGCAGAGAUGGCUAAUCUGAGGCACAAUAACCAACGUCUGCAAGAGGAAUCUCACUCAGCUAGUCAACAGCUCCGCAAAUUUAGCAAACUCUUAUCCUCUGCCAUUCCCGAAAGGAAAUAAAUGUCUCUCCCUCUCUUUGUGUACGUAGUGCAUCUUAAACGAGAAGAUGAGAAGAGAAAUUCCCAGACCUGUACUUUGCCAUUUGGUGCGUUUUGUGCCAACCGCUAAUCAAAUUCACAGUUUCUUAUUGUCCAGUACAUCCCUGUUUACCUUCAUCCGAAGCAGACAUCCAGUGGUUAGCGUCUGCCAGCUCAAUCUCUCUUACAUCUGACACAAAACUGUGAGCUUUAUCAAAGUGUGAAGAAGAGAGACAGAGAAUUAUGCAGGUCUGCCUGUUGACUUGAGACUUCAAAGCUUUAACUGAAAGCCGGUACAGAAGUACAAAUUAUAUUUUUUAAAAACAAACACAAAAUGAGUCCUAGCUUGAAAAAAGCUCCACAUCAAAAA